ACUGAGGGUAGCUUCGUAACUCCACAUUCUCGUAAACCUAACGCUUCUUGUCUUCUACAACGUCGUUUCGUAGCAUAUUUCGCCUGAACUGAUCUCCAUGCCCGACUCUCUCCUCUUUCCUCUCUUGAAUCGCUAAAUUAGGGUUUUUCUGAUCCAAAGUCUUGAACCCUAAUCUCAAUAAUUAGGGUUUUUCCACGACGAAGUUUAAGUCCUACUGUCACCCUUGAUGAUCACGCAAGACCUCUCUGCUCGUCUUCCAACCUUGCACCUUCAAGCUCGCCCAACUUCAAACUUUUGUGCGUGGUCGAUUUGGGAUCCCGAUUCAACAAGUUCUGACAUUUUUUCUGCUAAUUGCAGCUAAAGCUACAGUUUUUCAGCCUCUAUCUUGCGAUACCCUCCCAAUUUCGACACCGCAAAUUCGCAAAACAUCAGAAACCAUCCAGUGUCUGUGCUUUGGAUCCAUGGACCUUGAUGGGGGCAACAAGCGCGUGUACCAACGAUUAGGUGGACCCUCAGGGGACUCGAAGCAUCAGAAAGUGUGCUAUCACUGGCAAGCUGGCAAGUGCAAUCGUCACCCAUGCCCUUUUCUUCAUAGCGAGUUGCCAACUCCCAAUGUUAAUGGUACCUCUUCGAAGAGGCCUCAUGGUUCUGCUGACAAUUCCGGAUUUUCGGGACAUCGCCGGAACCCUCACUUCAACAACACAUGGGGUCGCGGUGGUGGUCGUGGUGGCGGUCGCGGUGCCAGUGGUGGAGUUGUUGGUGGUGACAUGAGUGUAGUUAGGAAGGCUGAUAAAGUUUGUAAUUAUUGGAUUCAGGGGAAUUGUAAUUUUGGUGAGAGGUGUAAGUUCCUUCACUCUUGGAAUACAGGGGAUGGGUUUUCUAUGUUGACACAGCUUGAAGGCCAUCAGAAGGUUGUUAGUGGAAUUGCCUUUCCUUCUGGCUCGGAUAAGCUUUAUACUGGAAGUACUGAUGAGUCUGUAAGGGUUUGGGACUGCCAGUCUGGAAAGUGUGUAGCUGUGAUCAAUCUUGGUGGUGAAGUAGGUUGCAUGAUCAGUGAAGGUCCUUGGGUUUUUGUAGGCAUACCUAAUUUUGUGAAGGUCUGGAACACACAAAAUUCAAUGGAACUAAGUCUAAAUGGUCCUGUUGGACAAGUUUAUGCACUUGUUGUGAAUAAUGAUAUGCUCUUUGCUGGUACACAGGUAAAACACACACUCUCUCUCUCUCUCUCUCUCUCUCUCUCUCUCUCUCUCUCUCUCUCUCUCCUGCGUGAUGUAUAUGUUAUAUUCCAAGGCAUGCUUUAUUUCGUGAGGCAGUAUUCCAUGUCUUGGUUGGAGAUUAACUUGUUGGUACUUUAAGGCCUGACUGAUCAAAUGGGAAGUGCAUGUCUUCUUUUAUACACACUAUUUAUUCAGUGGCAUCUUUUAAGGCGACUAAAUGUACAUACACUAGUUUGGAAUG
Messenger RNA from Arachis ipaensis, 1458 nucleotides. NCBI's taxonomy places the organism in Eukaryota, Viridiplantae, Streptophyta, Magnoliopsida, Fabales, Fabaceae. The record is from RefSeq and is a predicted model, not a curated record.